Messenger RNA from Frankliniella occidentalis (western flower thrips), 608 nucleotides. RefSeq lists its product as uncharacterized. NCBI's taxonomy places the organism in Eukaryota, Metazoa, Arthropoda, Insecta, Thysanoptera, Thripidae. The record is from RefSeq and is a predicted model, not a curated record. The coding region runs from base 264 to 608 and encodes 114 amino acids. The transcript has 3 exons.
UCAAUAGGGAGUACAGCGAUGAUGCUACAUUAAAGUGUCGGAAAGGAUUUUGUCAUUCUUGCAUGUUUUACGCGGUUCCUUUCGCGGAGAGUAUGAAUUUGGCGCGUCGUGCAAAUACUGGACCAGACGCGUUAUUCAAAGGCGCGGGGUCUGAGUUAAAAGCCGCCCACCGGUUCUCUUCCAACCUCUCUCGUCUCGUCGAUCCACUGCAGUGCCUGGUGCUGGUGCUUGUUGUCUUGAGUUCUACGUGCUAAUUUUUGCUAAUGGAAGAUCUGCUACGCGUCUGGGACUUGGAGGUGUUGCUGCCUCGACUAGCUGGCUGUGGUGUAUUCGACACCGAAGCGCUGCUGCUGAUUAAGCCGGAGCACAGCAAAAGAAUAUUUCAAGAAGAUGAGCUAGGGCUCGAGCUCAAAUUUUUCAGUAAAUUAAAGGAGUACAGAAGCACAUUGGAGCAGCCAGUCAGUCCUAUUGUUUGGGCUGUUUGCGGCUCCUCUGAAUCUGUCACUUUUGAAGUGGACCCUGGCAUUGCCGGACGAUCCUCACUUGCUGCCCCAGCCGUGGCUUCAAACUCCAAACGUCUUUCUGGCAGCUUUGAGGAUGAACAGUGA